AUGAAUUUUUUGGCAUAUGAUGGUUGUAUACAUCGAUUUCAAAUAAAUGAGAAUGGUUAUGUUCAAAUCGAUAUAAUCGGAUAUGAUAGCAAUGUGGAAAGAUUUAUAAAUGUCAUUGAAAAGCCAUUAAUACCAUCAAUGACAAUGAAAUUUAAUAAAUGUACGAUUGUUGGUUCAUGCUUGAUUGAUAAAGGUCUACUUGUUCUUUUACAUCUUAUUACAUUUAAUAGUUCAGUUUUAAUGUUUCUUCUUUUACAAUCACGUCCAUGGCUAUGUCAUAUAGUUUAUACAUUAUCAAUGCCAUCAUCAAUUCAUGAUUCAAUGAGAUUUCUUUCAAUAAAUUCAUUAUUGAGUAUAUUUAUAAAUGAAGGAACAAAUCAAAAUGGAUUUUAUAUAAUUGAUAAUACAAGAGAAAAUUUUGGAAGAAAUAUUGAAUUCAUUCAAUGUUCACUUUUAACAUAUAUUUAUUGUCAUUUACAAGAGAAUUACUAUUGGCUAAUGGGCACUGAAAUUGAUAUAAAAACGAAGCGAACAUUGAUUCAAGUCUACUAUAGUUGUUUAAAUCGUUUGUCCAGUCCACUUGUUUCAUUUAGUAUCAAUAAAUUUAUUCCUAUAUCACUUGUUGAUAAUAUUCAAGACAUAAAUAUUUUAAAUCAUAAAAUUCAACUAAAAACGCGUUUAAUUCUGGGCGAUGUUAUUAUAUCAAGCAGAGAUCAUCGAAUAUUUUCAUGUCAUAACGGUACAAUAUAUCAUGAAAUUUCAAUGAAUAAUUUAAUCACGUCUAUUUCAACAUAUUAUACAAUCGAAAACGAACAAUUAUUUCUUUUUAUAAAGGCAGACAUUCAAACUGUUGAAAUAUUUCAAUAUGAUGAAAAUUUUCAGUUAAUUCCAUACACCAACACUAAUGAAACAGCUGAUCAUAUUCUUAUUGAUGAUUUUAGUCAAACUGAAGAAAAACUUCUAUCCACUGAAAUGGAUGAUGCUGACGUUCAAUCUAGUCUUGCUCUUGCACAACAUAUUCUCCGAAAGAAAAUUGUUAAUGCGGAUUUUAUUGUUCAUGAAGGAUAUUUUCAAUGUAGACAAAUUGAAAGUGAUAUUCAAAAGAUAAGUAACAAAUAUUACGUUACAGAUCUGAGUAUAAAUCCACAAACAGAAAGUUUGAUUCAAAAUUCAAAUAUUUCAACAACAGUCCCUCAACUGAACGAUAUAAAUUGGUUUAUUUAUCGAACUAAUUUAUUUCUAUAUGUAAAGGCUCAAAAUAUUACGAAUACAAUCGUACCAUCAUCAGUAUAUCUAUUUGCUGUUGAUAAAAAUAGAAAUAAAACGAAAUUAUUCAAUUUAAAAACUAGUUUUCAAUCAUUAUUAAAUGAACAAAUGAACUUUAACUCAAAUUCUAGUUCAUCUCUAACAUUUAUUUUAACAACACUAAUUGAAUUGGAUCGAGAUAUUGAUUUAGAACUUUAUUUAUUGACUAAUGAUAAUAAUAAUGAUAACAAAAUUUUUCGUAUUGGCUCAGUGAACAUAUCAAUGGAUGAUCUUAUUAAACCGAAUAAUGAACGAAUAUUAAAAUUGAAUGCAUUAGAAACUGAAUCAAGGAAUAGUUUAGUAUAUCAGCAAGCAUUUAUUUAUUUGAAUACAUUAUUUCGUUUGGAAAUGAAUUUACAAUCAACAAUAAAAAUUCAUCUUAUUGAACAUUUUAGACAAUUGUUAUCAAAUCUUGGAUUUAAUUCUAUUAUUCAUGUACCAAAUGUUUAUAUACGUAUUAAUAAAGGAAAUAUUUUUGAACAUGUAGUUAUUCAUCUUAUAAAUGAAGAUGACUUCAUUGCAGAAGACUUGAUUGUACAUUUCUAUGCUGAAAAUUCUUCUGAAGCUAUGAUGAUUGCAAAAUAUAUGCUAUCUAAACUUGAUGUUCAAUCGUUUUCAUUAAUCAAUAGUGCUUUAAAUUCGUCAUAUCAAGAAGAAAAUAAAAAAAUUCUAAAUUCUAUUCGAACAGAAUUAAGAUCUUAUAUGAGUAUGUUAACACAAAUUCCAACAAUCAUGCGUAAACUGGCUCCUACAUCGAAAUCAGAAUCAUAUCGAUUAUUGAAAGAAGAAAAUUUUCAAUCGUUUCAAAAUGAACGUCAUAUCACCGAUUUAUUAUUAGCAUCAUUAAUUACAGACUAA
This is a messenger RNA of Rotaria socialis, 2163 nucleotides long. The record is from the annotation of a GenBank genome assembly. Lineage: Eukaryota; Metazoa; Rotifera; Eurotatoria; Philodinida; Philodinidae.